GAGGUGAGCAAGCGGCUCUCGGACAUCUGGAAGUCGCUGACGGACGAUCAGAAGCAGGUGUACGUGGAUCGCUCGCGCAUUGAGUCGGAAACGAUGCAUCCGAUGGGGCUGAUCGAGCCGGAGAGCGGGAAGGAGGAGAUGUCGACGGAGCGAACCGCUUAUAAUAAUUUUGCAUCCGUGAUUCGGAGAGAUAAGCCAAAUUUCUCUGAGUCCGAUCUGAGAGAGAUGAUUGACCAGAAAUGGGCUUCGAUGUCCCAGUCUGCACGGUUAAAAUAUUUGGCCCCUGUUGCAGAGCAUCCAAACGAUGCCGAACCAAAAAGUGACAUUGCGUUGAUCGACGAACAUCAGUUUUCGGAAGACAGUUAG
This is a messenger RNA of Blastocystis hominis, 366 nucleotides long. RefSeq lists its product as hypothetical. The transcript has 2 exons. The record is from RefSeq and is a predicted model, not a curated record. The coding region runs from base 94 to 366 and encodes 90 amino acids. NCBI's taxonomy places the organism in Eukaryota, Bigyra, Opalinata, Blastocystidae.